Penaeus vannamei (Pacific white shrimp) is the source of this 518-nucleotide messenger RNA. Lineage: Eukaryota; Metazoa; Arthropoda; Malacostraca; Decapoda; Penaeidae. The record is from RefSeq and is a predicted model, not a curated record.
UUCUCAACCUCAACAUGAUGCGAAAGGUAGGCUUGGUGCUGGUGGCAGGCGUGGUCGCCCUCGUUUCAGGAGAUAUCAGUCACCACGUCAAGAGUUCUCUGCACCACCCACUAGGUCACCAUGCUGCUCCGCUACAUCAUGUAGCCCCUGUACACCAUGCUACCCCAGUGCACCAUGCUGCCCCUGUGCACCAUGCUGCCCCUGUACACCAUGGAAAGGGAUAUGCUCCUGUUUAUCCUGAUACGCCUCCACACUACGCCUUCGAGCACGCCGUCCACGACGACUACGCCGGCACCCACUUCGGCCACUCGGAGGCUCGCGACGGCUACAAGACGGAGGGCAAGUACUUCGUGCACCUCCCCGACGGCCGCGUCCAGACCGUCACUUACUACGCCGACGAGACUGGCUACCACCCCACCGUCUCCUACGAGGGGACGGCCCACUACGACGCCCACGCAGCCGCCCCUCACCACGCCCCUGCCAAGGCUUACCACGCCCGAGCCAACAUAUCACCCUGA